AUGGGGCAACGUCCGUCCAAGCACGACCGCACCAGGGGCGCAAUCCAAAUGCAAACCUACACCUCCAACACCCCCACAUACCUCAGAGAAACCGACAAAAAGGAAGUCCAAAUCGAAACCAAACUCAUCUCCUCACCACCCUCCCUCCUCACCCUUAGACCACCACCCCCAGCCCUCCUCAGCCCCUUCACAACAACCAGCUACCAACCCCCCCGCCAACGCCGAAGCAUAAAUCUAGGAAAAAGAAACAGCAAGCGAACGCUCGCCGAAGAUGAAUACCACGACACCCUCACAAGCUUCCUCCAGGAAUACAACCUCGUCUUCGUAGUCGACGACAGCACAAGCAUGCAGGACAACGGCCGCUGGCAAGAAGUCACCGACGUCCUUGCAUCUAUCGCCCCGAUCUGCGCGAAACACAGUCCCGACAAUACCGGAAUCGACAUCUACUUCCUAAACCACUACGAAGUCUCCGAUACCUCUCGAAUAGGCUUCUCAACGACCGCCAGGGGUAAUAAAGGCGGGUACACGAACCUGCAAACAGCCAGCCAGGUCAGGGAGAUAUUCGACGCCAUCGAACCGCGCGGUCCGACGCCCUUCGGCGCUCGCCUGAAUCAGCUCUUGCAGCCGUAUCUGCGACUGGUGGAGAAUAUGAGGAUCGCCUAUUACAAUUACCAUAAUAGUAUCAAUGCCGGUUCUAGCUCCACUCACAGCCCUGAUGCCAGAACCGCUGCUGCCGAGUACAAUGAGACUGAGCGACGCUUCUACGUUAAGCCGCUGUACGUCAUCGCAUUAACUGAUGGCGCGUUUACGGACGAUGCACUUAAGGAGCUCGUCCACGCGGGUAAGCGGUUGGAUAGAUGUCGCGCUGUGCCGUGGCAGCUGUAUGUGCAGUUCUUGCAGGUUGGGCAGGAUGAGGGCGCGAGGGUGUUUUUGGAGGUGCUAGAGGGGGAUUUGAAGCGGGAGCGCGAACGGGAGGGGAUGGGGAGGGAGAUGGUUGUGUUUCCCGGAAAGGAGGUGGAAUAUAAUUACAGCUACGGGAGUUUGAGUGCGGAGGGGGUGUUGAGGGGUGUUGUGAAGGCUGUUAGCAGCUGGGUUUGA
This is a messenger RNA of Aspergillus chevalieri, 1098 nucleotides long. RefSeq lists its product as uncharacterized. The record is from RefSeq and is a predicted model, not a curated record. NCBI's taxonomy places the organism in Eukaryota, Fungi, Ascomycota, Eurotiomycetes, Eurotiales, Aspergillaceae. The coding region runs from base 1 to 1098 and encodes 365 amino acids. The transcript has a single exon.